GAGAAGUUUUGUUCUGUCGCCUGGUCUUUGGGACAGCCUCUCACACAUCAUCUCAGCCGCACCAACUGGGAAACUAACUCACCUGCAAUCUCUCCGAAACCAAAUAACCACCCCCCCUCCCAACCAACCCCUCCCGACGUUUUUGACUACUGCCAUCUGACAUGGAGACCCAGCAAAGACACGGACGCCACUCACUUUGCCACACCUGCCGGAGGACGGAGAGCAGCAGAAUGAAGGUCAAGAAGAUGUCCUCGUCCAGUCGCGCGCUGCUCUUUGCACUGGCCCUGACGCUCUACGUGGUGGAGGUGGCCUCGGCGGAGACGCUGUGUGGGGGAGAGCUGGUGGAUGCGCUGCAGUUUGUCUGCGAAGACAGAGGCUUCUAUUUCAGUAGGCCAACCAGCAGGGGAAACAACCGGCGCCCCCAGAACCGCGGGAUCGUAGAGGAGUGUUGUUUCCGUAGCUGUGACCUCAACCUGCUGGAGCAGUACUGUGCCAAACCCGCCAAGUCCGAAAGGGACGUGUCGGCCACCUCUCUACAGGUCUUACCCGUGAUGCCCCCACUAAAACAGGAAGUCUCAAGGAAGCAGCAUGUGACCGUGAAGUAUUCCAAAUACGAGGUGUGGCAGAGGAAGGCGGCCCAGCGGCUCCGGAGGGGUGUCCCGGCCAUCCUGAGGGCCAAAAAGUAUCGGAGGCAGGCGGAGAAGAUCAAAGCCCAGGAGCAGGCGAUCUUCCACAGGCCUCUGAUCAGCCUGCCCAGCAAACUGCCUCCCGUCUUGCUCGCCACGGACAACUAUGUCAACCACAAAUGAGCCCGCUGCCAGCCCUUUGCACAGACAAGAGUUUGGAGGGAGAAAAAAAAGACUAGGGGAUUAUAGCUUUGUCUCUGACGUCAUUUCUGUGGCAGUUCUCUUUGACCUCCCCUGCCCUGUCCGAGCCCACCAAUCCCUCCCCCUGCUCUCAUCCACUACUUCUUGACCUCCUGGCCCUUUUUUCUAAUGCCCCCUUCAGCCCGACCCACCCAUCCUCCUCCGGCACACAAACAUGCCUUCACAUUCUUCCUGUCUGAACUCUUUCGCUCCCUCUCUCUUUCAGUCACUGACACAAAAGACACAAACACAAAUGAUGAACAAAAAGUUAACAAUUCGGCUGAAUGCAAUUCAGGUGGAUCCUUAAAGCAAAAAGAGAAAACGGGGAAGAGGAGAAAAGAAGAUGAAAGAGAUCUGUGGUUUGCAAGUGUCAAGAGGACACCCAGCGGAAUGUUUUUUUGUCCUUGUGGAAGACAACUGAAAGUGAAGAGCAGCUUGCAUGAAAGAAUCCAUUCCACAUCAUUUUUUCCUGAGGCAAAAAGAAAAUCUCUUAGUUUCUUUUUGUUAUUAGUUUGCACCUCUACCUAUAAAGGGACUUCCACACUGUAAGGAAUUAUUUUGUAAAAUUAGAUUCCUGUUCCAGCACCUUUUGAUCACAAACAAAAAGCAGAAAAGAGUCUGCAAAAUUGCACAUUGCCACGGAUUACGUCAAAGUAAAGAAAAAAAUGGCACUAUUUUUUUAUGAACAAUGAACGUGUAGCUUAAAAAAAUGUCAUGGUGCUAGCUUUGGGAAUGGACUCAAAGAAGAGGUUGAAAAAGCACGUUUUUUUUUUUUUUCUUUGAAUGAAUAUUAAAACUUUCCGUUUUAAGGAAAGUGUGACUUUUUUAAAAAAAAAAAAAGGAAAAUAAAGGAUCUGGGGGAGCUCCUGGCAGUGGCAGUGUCAAGGGGGAAGUGUCACUGAGAAAAGAAAUGGGCUGUGUUGGCAUCGAGGCUCACAGCGAGUGCUAGCGGCUGCUCAUCACUAGUUUGCCGGCGUAAGCGGCAAAGGGGGGACCUGAGACCCAGUCCCUGUUCCUCCUGUCCCUCUGAGGCUGCCAGACACAGGGAGCAGUGUGGGGACACAUAUGGGACACCGUGGACCGCCUGGAUUGGACAGUACUACAGUUCUGGGACAGGACUUCCUGUUUGCCAUGGCUUUGCAGACUGCUCUGACAGGAAGUAACAUGGCAUGGACAAAGAGCAAGUGGGAUAAUGAUGAUUAUAUUUUAUUUUGUCUUUAUUCUGUUUUUCUUUUCAUAUCAAUGUUUCAAUGGAAAAAAAAAGGAAAACCCCGUCAGUUUCUGGUACCGUGACAUUCCUGUUUUUCCAAGUUAGGCUUUUUUUUGUUUGUUUUUUUGUUUUGUUUCCAUGGUUAUUGUUAUGAUGUUAUUUUACAGUUCUAAAGAAAGGCACAAAAUUUCAAUUCAAAGGGAAAAAAACAGCAAUAAUGUCAACUAACAUUUUAUUUUUAUUGUAUAUCAGUAGUAUUCACAUGCUUUUGCCUGAAAACAAAUACUUGAAUAUAUAUAUAUACAUCUAUAUAUAUAUAUAUAUAUAUAUAUAAAUAUAGAUAUAUAAUUAGUUUCCAGGGACGUUGUGUUAUUUUCCUUUAGUCUGAGCUGUAUCUUGCGUAAUGAGCCGCCAAGCUUUUUUGUUUGUUUGUUGAAAUACAAAUAAGGGCACUGUAUAAAGGCAUUAUUUAUUUUGUUAUAAAAUAUAUUUGAAAAAUUGGUCCAAAUAAUAUACGUAGCACUGAUGCUCAACUGACGGUUUUAUUUUGUAUGAUCUCUGUUUUUUCCAAUUGGAGUUGUAAGGCUUUUUUUGUAGAUGCUUUGUACCAAAAAUAAUGUCUUUUUUUUUCCUCCUUUUUUUUCUCUUCUUUUUGCCAUAGUUACUUUUAAAUUAAUAUUUUAACAGCAGUAUAGCCUGGAUCGCUUUAGGCAUGUCAUGUCACACAGAAAUAGGCACAUACUCUGAAUACAUUGGUCUGCAUGGAUUUUCCAGAAAGCAUUUCAGGUGGUUUUUAUCUGUGGAAAAAAGGAAAAAAAAAAAAAAAAAAAAGAAAAAAAAAAAGCAUUGAUGAGUGACUUUUAUUAUUGGUAAAAACUAAAACAACAGCAACAAAAAAAAAAUAUCUUGUUCAACAUUGAUUGUACUCAGAAACCCACUAUGUUUCGAAGCCACUUUUAGUCUUGAUGGCUGAGGGGGGGAAAUGAUCAGUCCUUCAUUAAAUCAUGUCUUUGUUAUCGUGCAUGGUGUCCUAUUGGUCUUCUACGGAGCAUCUUGCCUAAUGUGCCAGUGCCACUGAUGUUUGUCGCGCGUUUUUGAAGUUUUUGGGGUCGCAAAGCGUCCUGGCCGGUCGUAGAUUCAGGGGGUUAAGCUUACGUUUGACUUGCGAACGAGCGAAGCCUGUGUGUCGAUGCCUUAACUGAAGGUAAUGAUGUUGCUGUGAUGCUAGUAGCCAUCAAAGGUCGCCUAAAGGUCAUUGUCUAUCAAGCAGAGAGCCUGUUGUCGUAUCACCUCACUGUUCUCAUCUGUCUACCUGUCUGUCUGUCUCUUAUGUCUGUCUUUCUCCUCUCUUGGUAGUAGACAAUGCUCCUGAUCUAUUCGCAUCAGUGCGUGUCUGUAUUUGCAUCAUGGCGAGGCAAAGAGGGGGAGAAGAGCAGCGUUGUUAGCCUGCCUUUUCUACCCCCCACCCCCACCCCCACCCCCCUCCCCAAACGAUCUUCCAAUCAUCCAUCCAUUAUGCAUUUGAUGAAGGGCUAUCACGCUGAACCAUUUCUGAAGCACUCAGGAAAAAAAAAAAAAAAGAAGAAGAAGAAGAAGAAGGAAAAGAAAAAAAAAGAAGCAAAACAAGAAAACAAUCUAUGCUCUCUGAGGGAGAAGUGGAGUAGUUGCCGAGUGUAAAAGUGAUAAUCUUGUUGUGGAAGGGCAGCUGAGGUUUUUUUUUUUUUUUUUUUUUUUUUAUCGUACCCAUACCUGGCCAUAAUGAUACAGCUAUUCUGUGACAAAACCACUGAAAAGCCCAUGUCAGAUACAAGGUAACUCUGUGCCACUUUACAGUUUCCUCCUCCUCCUCUAUGGUGUCAUGCAUCGCCCAUGAAAUGCAGACUUAAUGGUUAUUUCUUCCUGCUGUGGUGAAACAGUCAAAGCCAAUACUUUACAUCUUCUUUCUGUCUGAGAUCUCAAUUAUCAAGGCUCCGUCCUGUCUCUAAUUAUAUUCUACUUCAGUUGUGCAACAAAGCAGGCAGUGCAAUUAUUAUUAUUAUUAUAUUAUUAUUAUUAUUAUUGUUGAUAGUAAUAUUAUUAUUAUAUUUUCUAUUUUAUUCUAUAUUUUCCUGCUAGGACUGCAUUCAUUCACUAUUGUAAUGUUCAAACAGGCUACUCUAGUGUUCUUAUGAAUGGCCUGAAAGACAACCACUUCUUUUCGCUGAAUAUGAAGAGAUAUCUUGCCGAGCAAAUGGCAACUUUUUCUGUCAGUAGCUCACUCAGCCUGUGUGUAUUUUAUUGAUUUAACCUCUGCACGCUAGAACGUCCGAAAUGCACAAUUCAUGUACUUUCAUUUUUAAUAUCAAUAAAAAAACAUUUUAUCAAACAUA
This is a messenger RNA of Acanthopagrus latus (yellowfin seabream), 4445 nucleotides long. It is a transcript of the gene igf2b, whose product is annotated as insulin-like growth factor 2b. NCBI's taxonomy places the organism in Eukaryota, Metazoa, Chordata, Actinopteri, Spariformes, Sparidae. The transcript is spliced from 4 exons. Gene Ontology annotation, molecular function: growth factor activity; hormone activity. Gene Ontology annotation, cellular component: extracellular region. The record is from RefSeq and is a predicted model, not a curated record. The coding region runs from base 162 to 809 and encodes 215 amino acids.